Molecule: messenger RNA, 7338 nt
Organism: Linum trigynum
Lineage: Eukaryota; Viridiplantae; Streptophyta; Magnoliopsida; Malpighiales; Linaceae
Source: the annotation of a GenBank genome assembly
AUAAACUUAGACUUUGUGUCUUGUUCUGAAAUUGUAUUAAAUAAUAAUAAAAAGAACACGAAAGCAUUGCAACCUACCUAGCUAAUCUUUUAGGGUGUGCCUACGGUGACAUGGUGACUUGCACUUUCCGGUCGACCUCAGUUAGGAUUAGGUCGACCUCAUUUAGAAUUCGGUCGACCUCAUAUAGGAUCUGGUCGACCUCAUUUAGGAUUCGGUCGACCUCAUAUUGGAUCAGGUCGACCUAAUCUGUUGUUUCAGUGUAAAAACAGUUCAUGGUGCCUACUUUGGAUAUUCAUAUCAUACAAUUGGCUAGAUGGAAAUUGAAGACUAAUGACUUGUUUUGAAGCUGGAGUGUCCCUCUACAUAUUGAAGUGCAAGAGAGCUCGAUAGGAAGUCCAGAAGACCAUUUUUGAACCUCAUCAAAAGGCUAUGCCAAAACUGGGAAACUGCCUGGAAAUGGCUAAGUCUGGAAACGUGUUUGUGAAGCCUAUUUUGGAGCUCAAUUCGAGAAGCAUGAAUGCGAGUCGAUUCCAGGAGCUGCUACCACGUUAAAUUAGGUAUGUUUUUAUACAAAUUCAAGGCAUUGGAUGAAAGAUUGGAUAUCUGUAAGGCUUCAAACAAAAGGGUCGAAGUUGCUACGAAGGCUGUUUUUCUGGCAGACUUCGAGCACAAGCAAGCUGCCAGAAAAACAACCUUCGUAGCAACUUCGACCCUUUUGUUUGAAGCCUUAAAGAUAUUCAAUCUUUCAUCCAAUGCCUUGCCUUUGUAUAGUAAAAUACGUAAUUUAACGUGGUAGAGGCCCCUGGACUUGACUCGCAUCCAUGCUUCUCAAAUUGAGCUCCAAAGUAGGCUUGACAAACACGUUGCCAGACUUAGCCAUUUUCAGGCAGUUUCCCAGUUUUGGCAUAGCCUUUUGGUCAUGUUCAAAAAUGGUCUUCUGGACUUUCUAUUGAGCUCUCAAGUACUUUAAUGUGUAGAGGGACACUUCAGCUUCAAAACAAGCCUUUAAUCUCCAAUUUCCAUCUAGCCAAUUGUAAGAUAUGAAUCUCCAAAGUAGGCACCAUGAAACUGUUUUACACUGAAACAACAUAUUAGGUCGACCUAAUCCUAUAUGAGGUCGACCGAAAAGUGCAUGUCACCGUGACAUGCAUGUCACCUUAGCAAAGUACAAUCUUUUAAACCUUCCCUGAGGCAAGAUCAUAAUCACUUUUGGUUCUGUUGAAUUCUUCUCGUUUUCUUUCGUCAUUGAUUAGUGUGCGUUGUUUUAAUUAAGCAAUUUAGUUAACAAUCAAUAUGAUAUACUUGCUCAUUGUUAAGUAGGAUUAAAUCAAACUUUCUUCACAUAAAAAAAAACAAGGAGUAGGAAUGUGUCUUAAUCACUCUUUACAAAAAUUAUAUGGUACUAGAAGAUAACAUAGAUUGAAUCACGCAUUACAGUAUUAUUAUACAUAAGUUCUUAGUAUUUCAUUACCACUUUAUUACAAAUUUGUCAUGAUAUUUUCUCAAUUUGGUCAUCAAAUAUUGUAUCACUAAACUUGUCGAAUCAAUUUUCAUAUAUAAUUUUUUACAGAAUUUAUUUAUGUCAUGAACAUAGGAUCGAAUCAGUGAAAGGGCGAGGUAGUCCCCGUUAUCUACAAUCUGACGAUCAGCAUCAGUAUUGUGAUGUGGAAAACACAAAAAUAAAGUUAGAGAGUUUAAAAAGAUAAUUUAUAUGUUUCAAAUUCAUAAGAAAAAAAAAGGAGAAGAGCCUCUUACAUCAAAAGCUUUAGUACAUAUUUUUAGACAAAAACUUGUGAGAUUUCAAUGAACUUCAAUGGUGUCUUACAUGUACUUCGUGAACAUAGUCCAUAUGUAUCAUAAUUGUGACUUGAGCUAAAUUGCGACAUAGUAAGAACUAAACAGCUCCUACAAACAACACAAGGGAUGUGUCUAGUGGUUAUUGUUAGAAGAAGAAAUCCUAGUAGCAUCGGGAUGGGAGUUUGGCACCAAAGUUGCAAGUUCAAAGUCUGUCUAGUGAUACUAUAUCAUUUGGUUUGAGACUGUAUAUGCAAUAAGUAAUACUGCACCAUUUGCAGUAUGUCUGUGUUAGUCCUUCAAUUUAUGUUAGAGUACAAUUGAGUCUAGUUGAAGUAGUCGUUGAGAGCUUGUAGCUCAGGUAGUUAGUAGUGUUAGCUAAAAACCAGGUUACUAUAGUUAAGGUUGUUAAUUGUAGUCCAUGAUUGGGGCUAGCAACAUCACCUUGUUUAUAUUUUCAGUUAACCAUCAAUAAAUCUCGUCAGAUUGCAUUCAAGUGUGUUUUCACAUUUUGUAUCAGAACACAAAGCAAGAUGUAACCAUUUUUUAUUGAGAGAACAAAUCUGAGUGGUGUGAGACGAAUCUGUUGUUUGUAUACAGAUCUAGGUAUUGGGAAACAUGAGAGUAUUGUGUGAGGCUGAAAAAUGAGUGAGAAUGCAAGCUUUGCUCAGGUUGGUCUGCCCAAAUUUGAUGGGGACUAUGAACACUGGAGCUUGCUUAUGGAGAAUCUCUUGAGAUCCAAGGAGUACUGGGAGGUUGUAACUAAUGGAAUCCCAGAAACAGCUGCUGGAGUGGAACUGUCAGCCACUGAGACCAAGAACUUGGAGGAUUUGAGACUCAAAGACCUUAAAGCGAAGAACUACUUGUUCAGUUCGAUUGACAAAUCUAUCUUUAAGACUAUCACCAAGAAGUCCACUGGUAAGCAGCUCUGGGAUGCCAUGAAGAUUAAAUAUCAAGGCAGUGCCAGAGUUCAGAAAGCUCAAUUGCAGGCACUCAAAAGGACUUUUGAGGUAUUGGAAAUGAAGGAAGGUGAGGCUUUGGCUGCUUAUUUCAGUAGAGUUAUUGUUGUGGCUAAUGAUAUGAGAAAUUGUGGUGGCGACAUGCCUGAUGUCAAGGUGGUUGAGAAGAUCCUUAGGACUUUAACAAAGAGAUUCAAUUAUGUAGUGUGCUCCAUAGAGGAGUCCAAAGACAUAGAGACUCUUUCUGUGGAUGCUAUACAGAGCUCUCUGUUGGUGUUGAAGAGGAGCAUGCUCUUUAGAAUAUCUUGUGAUUCUGGGGCAAGAGGAGGCAGAUCAGGUAGAGGUGGAGGCUACCAAGGUAGGGGCCGAGGAAGAGGUGGUAGAGGCUGGAGCAAGGACAAUGUGGAAUGCUUCAAGUGUCAUAAAUAUGGUCACUAUCAGUAUGAGUGUCCAGGCUGGUAUCCAAAUCCACACCAGUCUCAUUUUACUCAAAAUGAUAUGACUGAUGAUGUGUUGUUGAUGGCAUUUUUGGAGGAUUCUAACAAGACAGACAUGGAAACUUGAUGGUUCCUAGAUUCUGGGUGCUUUAAUCAUAUGAGUGGUGACAAGGCCUACUUUGACAACAUCAACGUCAAUCAUACUGGCCAAGUGGGGCUAAGGAACGACAACAAGCUGAAGGUAAUUGGGAGAGGAAAAAUCAAACUCCCACAGUCCCACUGGACCAUGUUACUUUAGUUAUCCAGGAUGUUUUCUUUGUUCCAGGACUGAAAACAAACUUGUUGAGUAUGGGAAACAAACUUGCUACAAGAGAGAAACUUGGAGUUUCUGGCCAAACGAUAUUACUGCAAAAUAAUUCAUGAAACAAAGGGCUUACUCCUGGAAAUCAGAAUGAAGAGUAAUAGGAUGUUUGUGCUGCAAGCAACAUCCAAGAAGGCUGCAGAAUCCUCAGAGACUCACUGUAUGCAGACUGAUACCUCCCUCCUCUUGUGACAUCGGUGAUUUGGCCAUCUGAAUCAACAAGUGAUGGUGAAGUUGAAUAAGGACAAUCUGGUCCAAGGAGUACCUGACCUGAAGGGAGAACUAGGGAUGUGUGCUACCUGCCAACUUGGAAAACAAACAAGAAAGGCUUUUCCCAAGAAAAGUCAGUGGAGGGCAACCAAACAUCUUCAAUUGGUACAUGCUGAUCUAUGUGGUCCCCUUACUCCAACUUCUAAUGGUGGCAAGAGGUAUAUUUUCACCCUUAUUGAUGACUUCAGCAGAAAGUUAUGAGUUUACUUCUUAGCUGCUAAGUCAGAAGCUCUUGAUUGGUUUCGAAAAUAUAAGGCACGUGUAGAGAAAGAAACUGGAGUAUCUAUUCUUUGUUUAAGAACAUAUAGGGGAGGAGAGUUUCUGUUAAGUGAGUUUUAAUACUUGUGUGAUGCUGGCAUGAAGGGGCAGCUUACAGCAACCCUUACACCCUCAACAAAAUAGGGUGGCUGAGAGGAAGAAUAGAACCACCAUGAACAUGGUGAGAUGCAUGCUGAAAGAUACUCAAGUACCUACUGGAUUUUGGCCAGAAGCUGUGAACUGGACCGCUCAUGUGCUGAAUAGAAGCCCCAUAGUUGCAAACCAAGGAAAAACUCCUCAGGAAGUGUGGACUGGAGCUGCUCUAUCAGUUGCACACUUUCGAGUCUUUGGUUGUGUAGCUUAUGCUCAUGUACGUGAUCAACAGAGACGGAAGUUGGAUGAUAAACGUAUUCAAUGUCACUUCCUAGGAAUCUCCACUGAAUCCAAAGCCUAUAGACUCUAUUAUCCAGUCACCAAGAAGAUUAUCAUUAUUAGAGAUAUGGUAUUUGAUGAAAGCAAAGGCUGUCACACCAGCUGCAGUAACAGGACUUGAUGAGGAUACCGAUUAAGAAGAGCACAACUCCACUAUGUCUUAGGCCUAUCUUAGAGUCUUGUCCUUGGUCCCAGAUCAAGGAAGCCACCUAGUCAUCUCUAUAUCUACGAUUGUCCACACUCAACAGAAGUUCCACUAGACUAGUUGUUGAUGGCAGAAGUAGCAGGAGAACCUCAAAGCUUUGAAGAAGCUACUACAAAAGAUAAGUGGAAUAGUGCAAUGCAGCAGGAGAUGAAGUGCAUAGAGAAAAACAACACAUGGGAGUUGACUGACUGACCUGCAGGUAUUACUCCAAUUGGUCUAAAGUGGUUUUAUAAAACUAAACUGACAAAAAAGUGUGAGAUUGAUAAGCAUAGGGCCAUAUUGGUAGUUAAGGGCUAUGCUUAGAAGAGUGGGGAGGACUGUCUGUUGUGAUACACCGACAGUGACUAUGAUGGAGACUUGGAUUAUAGGAAGAGCACCAAUGGAUGUGUCUUCUUCCUUACAGGUGGAGCAGUUUCGUGGGCAUCAAAGAAGCAACAUGUGGUCACCUUGUCAACCACUGAGGCUGAGUUCGUUGCUACUGCAUACUAUGCUGCUUAGGGAGUUUGGAUAUUUGAUCAACCAACGAUGAAAAAAGGUCAAUCACAUGUGUUUAUUUCUCGUGUUCACAACUUGAUCCCAACCAAAUCUUAUUUGUGUGUUGGAUAUUUGGAGGGUUCCUUUAGUUGUUACUUUUCUCACUCGUUUUGUGACAUGACCAACAAACGUCUUAUAUAUUAUACUAGGCUGUGAUGCACGCUUUUCCACGAACUUAUUGGCAGCAUGCGGGGUGGUUGAUCGUUGGGAUGUAAUUCUUUAAUGUUUUAAAUAUUUGAAGUGGUAAUUAGGUAACUGUAGUGUUUAUUUGAGUACUAUUCUUUCCUAUUGACUUUUAUAAAUUGACAUUGCCUAGCAUAAACGUAUUUGAAUUUGUCUACGCCUGACGGGGAAAGACCAUCGAUGAUCGCUGAUUUCAGCUACUAUUCUUGGUAUCGCUACUAGUGAUUCCUCUAGUGUUCUGCCAAUAAUCAAAUUGCGGAUGACAUUGUCUCCUAGUUCUGUAACCAGUAUUUGUGUACCAUUGCAUAAUCCAUUGGUUGGGCUUCGAUUGCGGAGUGACAUUAAUGGAGUGAAUGGCUUCGAUGUUAUUUCAUGUUAUGAGGCUCCAUUGAAUGACAAGCUGCUUAAAAACUCAGGUGAGUAUUGUUCCUGUAAGAUUGAUGUGUUGGGGUUGCUGAUGUUAGGGUGUUCGAGCUGAAGUAAGUUUUGGUUCACCUAGAACUUCAUUGAGUAAAUAUACUGGCAAAAUCCAAUCUAAUUGUAGCCACAACCCAAAAAUAAACUGCAAAAGAAAAUAAAAAACCAUGACAAGAGCUAAUAUUACUGGUGCAAACCUUUUGUAGGGACUGAAAAUUGUGCAUAAAUACAUCAUUAGUGGUCAUCCAAUUUCCUCCUAUCUACUACCAAAUUGCCCAAGCAGAUCUGCCUAGGCCCAACGAACAGAGACUAAAAGCCCACUAAUUGAAACCGAAGCCCACUAAAUACUCUUCUAGGCUCACUAAUUCUAACUUAGUUUCAGCCCAAUAUAUACUCUUAUCGGAAACAGCAAUUCCUUUAUACAUUCACCCCAAACUGCUAUUUAGGGAACAAUAGCACAACUUUAGAUUUAUACAUAAUAAUAUUUGUAUUUGUAAUGCAAACCUUUUUCUCACAACAUAUUGUCCUCUUUGGAUCUAGACCUGCAUAGAGUUUGAAUUGUGAUGCAUAUUAAAGUGAUUUUUCAUAAGGUCAUCCAUCCUUUCAGUCCUCCACGUUGAGCACAUUUAACUUCGGAGUUCUCACAAGAACUUCUCUAUUUCACUUUUAAACGCGUCUUGUCAGUUAAUUAAGAGUUAUUUAUUAUUGUAAACACACUGGUUCUUCUAACUCUUUUAUUUUCUUAAAAUUCUAAAAAUAUUUUAUUGGGUGUUCUUUUUUAUGUUGGAAGUUUUCUGCUUAGUUUAUAAAGUUGUACUCUGAUGAUUUUUCUUGGCCAUGAUAGAUUUACUGACUUGUCCAGUCCGUAAUUUUCCUCCCUUCAUUUCAGAGAAUUUUCAAAUAAAUUUGGUGUUUUGUCUUUAUUCCUUCUUUUUAUUUGAUUUCAAAAUUAGAUUUGUUUCCGCUAAUACUCUCUUAUCCAAAUUCAAGAGUCGUAAAACGACACCAAUGUAUCUCAAUGUAUUCCAGGGAUACCUCAGCUAUUUUGUGGCAACACCUCUUAGGUUUCGACACAUGGAAACCAUUGAAAAAAAAAUGAUGGAUGUUCAGAGAAAAUGCUCACAAAUAUAUACAUCUUCAACCAACAAAAACAUAUUUCUCUAGUGAUCAUUAGUGGGUGGGAAAAGGAAAUAGGUUCUUUGAAUUUUCAUUCUGUUGGUUGAACAUGAUCAUACAAUCCCAUAAAUCAGAAAUGGAUAAUUAAUAUCUUACAAAAGUUUAUUUCCCCCUCUCGCAGCUAAUCAUAGACUGCUCUCGACUUCCACUUUGGCCGUUUUUAGCUACUCUACUUCAUUUAUUUUGUUUCCAUGAUUGUAGUUCCAUUGUCCUCUAUAUAUACAUAAUGUGUUUUGUGUACAUACAUUGCAUAGUUCAUAUGGGUCCUUUAGGCUAUGUACUUGGAAGACACAAGAAAUGGCAUUUACCUAU